AUGAUGGACCUUCAGCUGGACGAGGUGGUCUACCAGGACGACUACGGAUCGGGCACCGUGAUGUCCGAACGCGUGUCGGGCCUGGCGAGCACCAUCUACCGAGAGUUCGAGCGCCUCAUCCGAAGCUAUGACGAGGAGGUGGUGAAGGAGCUGAUGCCGCUGGUGGUCAACGUGUUGGAGAACCUGGACGCGGUGCUCACGGAGAACCAGGAGCAUCUUGUGGAGCUGGAGCUGCUGAAGGAGGACAAUGAGCAGCUCAUCACGCAGUACGAGCGGGAGAAGGCGCUGAGGAAGCAGGCGGAGGAGGUGAGGGGGACCGGGGGUAUAAAGGCUAGGCCUUGGCUCGCAUCAGCAGCCUGCAUCCAGCUGUUCUGA
Molecule: messenger RNA, 375 nt
Organism: Knipowitschia caucasica
Lineage: Eukaryota; Metazoa; Chordata; Actinopteri; Gobiiformes; Gobiidae
Source: the annotation of a GenBank genome assembly